AACCGGAAGACCGGUUGGGGACUCGGAAAUGCCGCCUGUGCAGGUGUCCGGUCUGACCGUGGAUUUUCCGUUCACACCGUACAAAUGUCAGGAGGAUUACAUGGCCCGAGUGAUCGAGUGUCUGCAGAAGGGGGUCAAUGGCGUCCUGGAGAGCCCGACGGGGACUGGAAAGACACUGUGCCUACUCUGUGCCACCCUGGCCUGGCGCCAGCACUUCAAAGACGGGAUAAGUGCGCGUAAAAUCGCUGAGCGCAUGAACGGAGCAGAGCUGUUCCCCGACCGGCCCACCGCAGCGUGGGGAAACGCGGAGGCAGAAAGUCAAGGCUCGGCUUAUUACACCGACGUCCCCAAGAUCAUCUACGCCUCCAGGACCCAUUCGCAGCUGACACAGGUUAUUGGGGAGCUGAAGAACACUUCAUACAGGCCCAAGGUUUGUGUUCUGGGGUCCAGGGAGCAGCUGUGCAUCCAUCCUGACGUUAAGAAGCAGGACAACAACCAUGUUAAGGUCCACAUGUGUCGUUCCAAAGUGUCCACCCGGUCCUGUCACUUCUACAAUAACGUGGAAACGAAGAGCACCGAGAAGGACCUGACCAGCCACAUUCUGGACAUUGAAGAUCUGGUGAAGAACGGAACCAAGCACAGGGCCUGUCCAUACUACCUGUCCCGGGGCCUGAAGCAGCAAGCAGACAUCAUAUUCAUGCCGUACAAUUACCUCCUGGACCCCAAGAGCCGCCGAGCCCACAAUAUUGAUCUGAAAGGUACUGUUGUGAUAUUUGAUGAAGCUCACAAUGUGGAGCGGAUGUGUGAAGAAUCGGCCUCCUUUGACCUGACGCCGUAUGACUUGGCUUCCGGAAUCGACGCAAUAAGUACGGUCAUGGACGAGCAGGUGGAGAAUGUGCAGCAGAAGCGCAUUAAUUCUGAAUUCAACAUGGAAACCCCGAAUUCCGGUCUCAACGUGGAGCUAGAAGACCUGGCCAAGAUAAAGGGCUCGCUCCUGCAGCUGGAGAGCGCCAUUCAGUCGACGUCACUUCCCGCCAACGGCCAAGGAGUCACCAAGGAUGGAAGUUUCAUCUUCGAGUUGUUUGCGUCCGCGGGGAUCACGUUCGAUACGAAGUCGAUGCUGCUGGAGCUUCUGGACCAGAUUAUUCAGCAUGUCGGAGGAAGUUCUGGUGUCUUCACAAACACUCUGGGGCUACAGAAGCUGUCGGAUAUUAUCCAGAUUGUAUUUAACAUCGACCCCCCGGAGGGCGCUGCAGCUUCUGCCUCCAAGCUGAAAAUCUCGCAUUAUUACAAGGUUCAUAUCCACCCCGACACGAGCCAGAGGAAGAAGCCUCGCGGAGAUGUUUGGAGUAACUCUAAAAAGCAAGGAGGGAAUGUGCUGAGUUAUUGGUGUUUCAGUCCCGGGUACACGAUGCACGAUUUGGUGAGACAGGGCGUGAGGAGCAUAAUUCUGACCAGUGGGACCCUCUGUCCGCUCUCUUCCUUCACCAUGGAGAUGCAGAUCCCGUUCCCGGUGUCUCUGGAGAAUCCUCACGUCAUCGAGAAGCACCAGAUCUGGGUGGGUGUUAUUCCCCGCGGCCCCGACGGAGCGCAGCUCAGCUCUGCGUACGAUAGAAGGUUCUCGGAGGAUUAUUUAUCUUCCCUGGGAAAGACAGUCGGUAAUAUCGCCCGGGUGGUUCCUCAUGGACUUUUGGUAUUUUUCCCUUCAUACCCGGUUUUGGAUAAAAGCCUUGAGUUUUGGAGGGAUCAGGGUCUGUCUGCGCGGAUAGAAGAUGUGAAGCCCAUGUUUGUGGAGCCUCGGGGUAAAGGAUCCUUUAACGAGGUGAUGGACGGCUACUAUGAGAAGAUCCAGAGCCCAAGCAGUGGAGGAGCCAGCUUCCUGGCCGUGUGUCGGGGAAAGGCUAGUGAGGGGUUAGAUUUUGCCGACUAUAAUGGCCGCGGUGUGAUAAUUACCGGGCUGCCCUUCCCCCCGCGCAUGGACCCCCGGGUAGUUCUGAAGAUGCAGUUUCUGGAUCAGAUGAGACGUGUUCAUGGUUCUUCUGGGCAGUACCUGUCGGGGCAGGAAUGGUACCGGCAGCAGGCCUCACGAGCGGUGAAUCAAGCUAUAGGCAGAGUCAUCCGGCACAGACAAGACUAUGGAGCCAUCUUUCUGUGUGAUCACAGGUUUGGGAACAGCGACGCGCGUGCACAGCUCCCCUCCUGGGUCCGCCCGUACGCCCGCAUCUACGACAACUUUGGACACAUCAUACGGGACGUUUCUCAGUUUUUCCGGGUUGCACAAAAAAUUAUGCCCCAGCCGCCCAUGCACGGAGUUCACCAAGACAAGCAGCAGACGGUGGUCGUGUCCAGCUCCCCAUCGCCAUCCAUCUCUUCUUUUCGCAGUGCGUUCGGCGCCCACGAUCCGGCAAGGAAAGCAAAGAACUUGGACUCUCACGUCCCCAGCCUGAAACGCAAGCGUGAGGGGUGCAGUGGGAACCCCGACUCCGCCACGGACUCCGGUCUCUGCGAGGGGUAUGAGCCGGUUCUAGAUACCAACAGGCACCGUCCGGCUGGUUUAUUAGAUGCCUUGGAUCACACAGAGAGAAAGAAACCAGAAGAUCCGGGUACCGAGGGGCAGGUGUCCCGGCUGUCCACGCUGUCCCUGCAGUACGACAAGAGGCUGGCGGACGAGCAGAGAGGAGGCAAGAAAAAGAUAAAGAUUGUGCAGAAUCAGGUUCUGGAUCAGAGUUCUCCCCCCAGCCAGAAGCUGAGCAGCGCCUUUGCCUUCCUGCAGUCUGUGAAGCGAUGUCUCAGCCAGUCCAACUAUAACGUUUUCACCGACGCCAUGGCGGCUUAUAAGAAGAAUGACGACUUGCAGAUCCUCCUCCUUCCGCUCCAGACUCUCUUCUGCCAGGACGCGGGAAAACACGGCCUCAUGCGGGGUUUCUAUCAGUUUAUACGGCCUCACCACAAACAAGAAUUUGAUGCGAUCUGCAGAGAGUUGACGGGCAAAGGUUGCGGAUACAAAGCGGAGCACAGCAUCCCGCGACCGGACAGAGAGAAGGCUCAGGCAGCAGCGGCUGCUUCGGAGCCCAAAGUCACCUUCUCAGAGGGUUCAGAGAGGCACCUAAACCUUGGCGGGGGACACCUGGGCUCCGCUCUAAAUACAGACCCCGUUGGGGGCAAAUCAACGGGGGCCAAACAGGACGGCCGGACUCAGGCAUCCGCGUACCUGAGCCAGGUGAAGCAGGUCCUGGGGUCUUCCAACUUUCAGCGCUUCUCUGCGGCACUUUCAUCGUACAAGAAAACAGACAACUAUCAGGAGAUGGUGUCGGAGAUCGUGGGGUUACUGACCGAGAAGCAGGAGGACUACACUCUCCUGAGAGAUUUUCACCGGUUUGUGCGCCCCCACCACAAAAAUCUGUUUAACCGGCUGUGCGAGGAGCUGACAGGGCCGAGCCGUGCCACAAAACCGCAGAGCUUACCUCCCGGAGAUAUCCAGCGUCCAGGUUCCUCGCAGCGUAAAGAAACCGCACACAACGCCGACAGAAGCCGGCCAACCGGCAGAGAGGCCCCCGGCCUGGAAACCCAGGGACCUGCGCAUGUACGGAGCCCUGCAGCGGCACACUCCGAGAUACCCCCUCAGGGCAGCAAAGUACCCGGUGUGACCGGACUGGGCGGACGGCCCCUUCCUUACAUCGCAGAAGCAGAAGGCCCCGUCUGUCCUCGCUGCACCUUGAGGGGGUGGGUUCCCUUUAAAUGUGCGUCAUGUGAUUUCUACUGCUGCAAAGCAUGCUGGGACCGGCUGCUCAAGAAAGUCAAACAAUGUCCUGCUUGUGGCGUUAAAGCGGCAAAGAAGCACCUUGGGCAGGUUUUCUUCCUCCCGUAGGCCGCAAGGUGGUGUCACCGGGGGCCACAUGCACCUCCGACGGCUCACCACGACGCCGUGUCCUGGAGAUGGCCGCCUGGACUGCCCUGCGAAGCGCACCGGCUGGCGAUGUGGUUUUGGUUGCUGGGCGAAGGAGCCAAGCCUUAAAUCAAUAACUUAAAAUCACCAAACCCAAGUGUUGUGUUUUUCCAACCCUCAUUUAGGUCUGGAGGUUGGAUGACCUGGUGAUGAGUCUCCUGCCCUUUCCAGAACAUUAAGGGGUAUUUUAUAACUCUUGUAGUAACCAAUUCACGGUCAUUAACCCCUCUGUGCCGGGAGCCUGGAUUUUCAGCAUUUUUAUAUAAAUAUUUGUAAUAAAGGCUUUAUUUCGGAGUC
Messenger RNA from Spea bombifrons (plains spadefoot toad), 4243 nucleotides. RefSeq names its product regulator of telomere elongation helicase 1 (gene RTEL1). NCBI's taxonomy places the organism in Eukaryota, Metazoa, Chordata, Amphibia, Anura, Pelobatidae. Bases 29 to 3868 code for a protein of 1279 amino acids. The transcript is spliced from 35 exons. Gene Ontology annotation, biological process: DNA repair; telomeric loop disassembly; DNA replication. The record is from RefSeq and is a predicted model, not a curated record. Gene Ontology annotation, molecular function: DNA helicase activity; DNA polymerase binding; DNA binding. Gene Ontology annotation, cellular component: nucleus.